Messenger RNA from Amyelois transitella, 3932 nucleotides. Its product is annotated as uridine-cytidine kinase-like 1. The coding region runs from base 93 to 1763 and encodes 556 amino acids. Gene Ontology annotation, cellular component: cytoplasm. The transcript has 12 exons. The record is from RefSeq and is a predicted model, not a curated record. Lineage: Eukaryota; Metazoa; Arthropoda; Insecta; Lepidoptera; Pyralidae. Gene Ontology annotation, molecular function: kinase activity; ATP binding.
AUGCCAAGUUCUUGCGUAGGGUCUAUAUACUCAAUCAAAAUUUUCAUAAUUAUUGUAUUUUGUAACAUAAAAUCGUGUUGUGACGACCAGUGAUGGCUGGGAAGCUGAACAAAUUUGAAACGCCCAGUUCUGCCAGCUCUGAUAGUGACACUGAAUUGGCCAUUGAGUUGAGCGAGCAGGUCUUCUUGGACGAUGAGGACUACUCGACGAGAGCCCCCGCCUCCCCCACCACCGUGCCCAAUGUCAGGAGUUACAGACCCCCUUCCACAGGGUCGAAUAUACUAAAAUCGCCGCGCGCUCGCCGCGUGCGCACCACGUCGAUGUCUCAGUCGAACAAGCGGACCACGGCGGAAAGUAUACUGCACGCCGACAGACGUACAAUAUACACGGCGGGCAGACCGCCGUGGUACAACUGUACCGGCGGGCAGGAGGUCGAGCCGUUUCUUAUUGGUAUAUGCGGCGGCAGCGCAUCCGGCAAGACCACCGUAGCGACAAAGAUCAUUGAAUCUCUGAACAUACCCUGGGUCACCAUUGUCAGUAUGGACUCCUUUUAUAAGGUGUUAAAUGAGAAACAGCAUCAGCUUGCUACCCGCAACGAAUACAACUUCGAUCACCCGGAUGCGUUCGACAUGGAACUGUUAUAUUCUGUGCUACAGAGGUUGAAGGAGGGCAAGAAAGUCGAAGUACCCAUAUACAAUUACGUCACGCAUUCCAGGGAGAAUAGAACUAAAACGAUGUACGGCGCCAAUGUGAUCAUCUUCGAAGGCAUCCUGGCUUUUUACAACGCGGACGUCCUUAAACUGUUGGACAUGAAGGUCUUCGUCGAUACCGACGCCGAUAUAAGGCUGGGGAGGCGGUUGAGGAGGGAUAUAGUGCAACGCGGCCGCGACCUCGAAGGUGUAUUGAAACAGUACAUGAGUCAUGUAAAACCAGCCUACCAGAGUUACAUAGCGCCGCUGAUGGCGCACGCCGACAUCAUAGUGCCGCGCGGCGGCGACAACAAGGUGGCCAUACACCUCAUUGUGCAGCACGUGCACAAACAGUUGCAGCUGCGCGGUUUCAAAGUGCGAGAGAAGUUGGCGGUGGCCCACGUGGGGCAACCGGUGCCCGACUCGCUCUACGUGCUCAAAGACACGCCGCAGGUACAAGGUCUCCACACGUUCAUAAGAAAUAAGGACACGCCUCGCGACGAGUUCAUAUUCUACUCGAAGAGGCUCAUGAGGCUCGUCAUAGAGUUCGCUUUGUCCCUACUGCCUUACUCGGAACACAGUGUGGACACGCCCCAAGGAUUCCAGUAUAGAGGUCGCAAAUGCGAUGUGGAGAAGAUAUGCGGUGUUUCCAUCCUAAGGGCCGGGGAGACCAUGGAGCAGGCAGUUUGUGAUGUCUGCAAGGACAUCCGCAUCGGGAAGAUUCUCAUACAGACAAACCAACAGACAGACGAGCCGGAGUUAUACUACCUCAGACUGCCAAAAGACAUUAAAGACUACCGCGUUAUUCUGAUGGACGCCACGGUGGCUACCGGCGCGGCCGCCAUUAUGGCUAUCAGGGUCCUAUUGGACCACGACGUGCCAGAGGAAAAUAUAAGCUUAGUGUCACUACUUAUGGCUGAGAUUGGCGUCCACUCUAUAGCGUAUGCUUUUCCUAAGGUGAAAAUAGUGACAUCAGCUCUCGACCCGGAAAUCAAUGAGAAAUUCUACGUCUUGCCCGGUAUCGGUAACUUUGGAGACCGGUAUUUCGGUACCGAGCCCAACGACGACGAUUGAAUGAUUCAUAUACAAAUGUAGGUAUGUGUGUGAGUCUAUGGUCACUCUAUGAAUCCCUUAUCUUUGAGACGAAAGAAGUUCUCUAUAAAACCCUCGAUUUAAAGCUUAUUUCAGUACAUAUAUGUAUAUGUAUAUAUAUUUUUUGUAAAGAAACUAAGUACAAUAAUGAAUUUCCAUAUGUAUUAAAUAAUAAACUAAAUAGCAACUUAAUAAAUUAAUGUUUUUUUUUUUAUGACGGAUUCUAGAGUGAAUAUAGAUGAUGGAUUGAAUAAGAUGGUCAUAUAGCGAAAGAAUUAUUUAUUUAGAUAUUGUAUGUGUUUGUCUAUGUCUGAGAGGUCUAUGGCAAGUUGUCUGUGGUAGUCUAUUAGUAGUUUUUUUUUUCUUUGUAUCUGACAAUGCAUUUUAUUUUGUCUAUGCUGUGGUUGUGUUUUUAAUGAGUGAAAUAUGAAAUCAAUAGCAUAAUAAAAGGUACUGUAUUUUUUUAAAACUACAUAAUUUUAAGUCUAGUCUAUGCCUUAUAAGGUAUACAAAUAUGGUGCACAUUUUCAAACAGUUUAUAAACUUUAAUAUUUUAUCUUUAUUAGUCCUAAUAAAAGGGAAGAUAGUAGGGAAUAAAUUUUAAUUUUCAAAGGGUUUUUUUUUAUCAAUCUGGUUUUGAUAAUUCUGUGGUGUCGCCUCUAGAUGAUUCUAGUCUAUGGAAUAACAUCGUUCUAGUUAUGAGUUUUGAAAAAUAUGCUUUAUUGCAUUUAACAUAAGGUUCUGGAACCUUUCGCUCGCGUACGUCAGUACAUCAGUACUAUAUUUAUGUGAAAUUUCACGAAGAUCGGUUCAAUUGUUCUGACAUUAUAAUGAAAAAUUAAUUGACAAACAAACAUUCAAAUUUAUAAUAUUUAUAUUGCUAAAUAUAAGAAUUUAUUGAUGAAUAAAUUAAAAAAAAAAUGAUUGUCAAGUAAUUUGUCACAAAAAUAAACAAGUAUUGUUUUUAUUACUAACAAAAUAUGUUCCUGAGAAUUGUCACAGAAAUGACUAUUUUAUUACUAGCAAAUUUUUUUUUUAAUUUUUAUUAUAGAUUUGCAAUUUUAAGAAAUACCGAAGUAACUGGUUAACUUGGUGCUUAAUGUAUGAAAUGAAAUAUUUAAGUUCUCGCAUUCAAAAUGGCGCCGUACUUAUAACCUCACAUAAUCGCCGUACCAAAGGUUAUGACGUUCCUUAAUGGCUGACAUUUUACACCUAGCAUAAUUUAUUUUAUCACUGACAACCACAGCAACUUGUGCAUACGUUACGUAUAUUAUUAGUGUAAUUAUGCUGACACAGGUAUAUUGUCUUAUUAUAAUAAAAACUAUAUAUUGAGGCCUUGUUUGGCGAAGUUGUCGAAUUCUCGCCUCUGAACGAAAAAGUCCCGAGUUCGCUCUUCGGUCACAUCAAGAUAAUUAAAUAACUUUCAACGAUUGGCCUUGGUCUUGGAUGUUUAUGUUUUAAUUAAUUAUUUAAUGUAAACAAUAUUAUCGUUGAGUUAGUAUCCGAUAACACAAGUUUCUUUGAAAGUCUUAAAAAUUGACCGACACGCUUUUACCAUCAAAAAUAUGUUCUAUGAAGGACGAUAAGGUGUAUUGUGCACCAAUAUAAAAAAGAGUAAGACCACUCCCAUCUUUUUCCCAUGGGUGUUGUAAAAGGCGACUAAGGGAUAGGCUAAUAAACUUGGGAUUCUCCUUCAAGGCGAUGGGCUAGCAACCUGUCAUUAUUUUGAAUCUCAAUUAAUCAUUAAGCCUAAGAGCUAAAAUUGACCUUUCAUCAUAUAAGUCUUUCAAGACUGCUGGUUUUGUCUACCCCACAAGGGAUUUAGACGUGAUUUUAUGAAUAAAUGAAUUUAAAAUUCAAGAUGGCGCUCCACUAAGCUUUCGUUUCUUUUAUUUCGUUAAUAUUAUUUAUAUACUUUUACCGUUUUUGUAUGAUGUCCCUAUGUCUGUAUGUAUGCUUAGAGCUUUAAAACUACACAACGGAUUUUGAUGUGUGAUUUAAGAAGAAGGUUUAUAUGUAUGAUAUCCGUGCGGAGCCGGGGUGCGUCGCUAGUAAGACAAUAUACCUACCUGUGUUUCAUCUUUGUAUUUUAUGUAAUACGCUUUAUACAAUAAGUCUAUAUACAAUUUUGUAUAUAUAUAUAUAUAUAUA